Messenger RNA from Papaver somniferum (opium poppy), 3242 nucleotides. RefSeq lists its product as uncharacterized. Gene Ontology annotation, biological process: carbohydrate metabolic process. The record is from RefSeq and is a predicted model, not a curated record. Bases 70 to 3180 code for a protein of 1036 amino acids. NCBI's taxonomy places the organism in Eukaryota, Viridiplantae, Streptophyta, Magnoliopsida, Ranunculales, Papaveraceae. The transcript has 12 exons. Gene Ontology annotation, molecular function: hydrolase activity, hydrolyzing O-glycosyl compounds.
AGUAAGAUACUGAAAACAGAAUUAUCGGCAGGAAGAAUUCCGGACAUUGUUAGAGAGCAAGAGAGAAAGAUGGGGCAGUCAAGGUCAUCGUCAUGUUCAAUAGUGUUGAUGUUAGUAGUAACAUUGAUCAUGGUAAUGGUAAACGAGAGUCAUUCAGCAGGAAGGGAAUUUACAAACAGACACAGGAAAAAACCAAAUAAAAUCAACUACGCAGACGCUUUAACGAAGAGUAUUUUAUUUUUCGAAGGACAACGAUCAGGAAAAUUACCUGGAAAUCAAAGAAUGGCAUGGAGGAAAGACUCUGCUGUCUAUGAUGGUUCAUUAGUCGGGGUUGAUCUAUCGGGAGGAUACUACGAUGCCGGGGACAACGUCAAGUUCAAUUUUCCGAUGGCGUACACAACGACAAUAUUAGCCUGGAGUAUAUUGGAGUUCGGCCAACUAAUGGGUUCUGAUCUACAACAUGCCAUAGAUGCAAUAAAAUGGUCAACAGAUUAUUUCAUUAAAUGCACGAAUAACCCCGACUUGAUUUAUGUUCAAGUUGGGGAGCCUUAUAGUGAUCAUAACUGUUGGGAUAGGCCAGAGGAUAUGGACACUGAUAGAAUGGCAUAUGCUAUUAACGCGACCCAUCCUGGCUCUGAAGUUGCAUCAGAAAUGGCUGCUGCAUUAGCAGCUUCCUCCAUUGUCUUUAAAUCUAUCAACCCUGCUUACUCUAAAACACUUCUUGAUAGGGCAACACAGGUUUUUAACUUUGCAAAUACUUACCAAGGAAAUUAUAAGGACAGCUUGCCGAAUACUGUUUGCCCCUUCUAUUGCGAUUUUAGUGGUUUCCAGGAUGAAUUGGCCUGGGGCUCUGCAUGGCUAUACAAGGCUACACAUGAUCCUGUCUAUUUGAAUUUCCUCAACACGAAUAUAAAAAGAUUGGAGUCGGAAAAUUACGUUAGUUAUGCUGAAUUUGGUUGGGAUAACAAAGAAGCUGGCAUCAACAUACUCACUACCAUUCAACUGCUUUCGAAAGGAUCGUCACUCUCCAAGCAUUUAUCCAACGAUGGACAGGAAUACCGCUUCAAUGCUGAUAGAUUUGUUUGCAGCAUAUUGCCUGAAAAUCCCACGAGCGUAAAUUAUUCUAGAGGUGGGCUAAUUCAUAAACCUGCAGGAAGCAACAUGCAAAAUCCAGCAGCGAUUUCUUUUAUUACUCUUGUCUAUGCUGUCCAUUUAGAUCGUGCCAAACAAGCCGUACAAUGUUCCGACGGAACUACUGUUACUCCACAAAGAAUGGUUGCCAUUGUCAAGAGCCAGGUGGAUUACAUAUUGGGAAAUAAUCCAUUGGGUAUGUCAUAUAUGGUAGGAUAUGGUAACAAGUUCCCAACUAGAAUACAUCAUCGUGCAUCUUCAGUACCGUCGCUCGACCAAUAUCCACAACGAAUGCACUGUAAAGAUGGGACACCGUACUAUGAAACCUCAAAUCCUAACCCAAAUUUGUUGAUAGGAGCUGUUGUUGGAGGACCUGAUAUCAUGGAUCAAUAUGCGAAUUCUCGACAAGAAUUUUCUGCAUCUGAACCUACAACUUACAUUAAUGCACCUCUCACCGGGCCAUUUGCUUACUUUGCUCAGAAUACAAAGAGAGAGAAAAUAGAGAAAGAUAAAGAAAAAGAGAGACAAACAAUGGGGUGGUGGUCUCCAUAUAUAUUUCCGAUAGUUUGUAUGUUUUUGAUAGUAUCAGUCAUGGGUGUGGUGAGAAAUCCUGCUGCAAAUGUUGAUAUUAACGUAAUCAAUGGCCACCACCACCAUAAUUAUAAAGAAGCAUUGACAAAGAGUAUAUUGUUCUUUGAAGGACAACGUUCAGGAAAAUUACCAUCAACUCAAAGAAUGAAAUGGAGGAAGGAUUCCGCUGUUAAUGAUGGCCAAUAUGCUGGUGUUGAUCUAUCUGGAGGGUAUUACGAUGCAGGCGACAACGUAAAGUAUAAUUUUCCCAUGUCAUUCACAACAUCACUGUUAUCAUGGAGUGUGAUAGAAUUUGGAAAAUUCAUGGGUUCUGAUUUACGCUAUGCUAAAGAGGCAAUUCAAUGGGCAACUGACUACUUGCUCAAAUCAACGGAAACACCUGGUGUGGUUUAUGCUCAGAUCGGAGACGCUAACAUUGACCAUAGUUGUUGGGAAAGGCCCGAGGAUAUGGACACUGAUCGAACCGCUUUUGCUGUUAACCAAACCCAUCCCGGCUCUGAGGUAUCGGCUGAGAUUGCCGCUGCUCUUGCAGCUUCUUCCAUUGUCUUCAGAUCUUCAAACAUGUCAUAUUCCCACAUACUCUUAAGGAGGGCUAAACAGGUCUUUAAAUUUGCUGACACAUACCGAGGAUCUUACAACGAUAGUCUUGGGAAAUAUGUUUGCCCUCACUACUGCGAUUAUGGAGGUUAUAAGGAUGAAUUGUUAUGGGCUGCUUCAUGGUUAUACAAGGCUUCAAAUGAGAGGAGGUAUUUCGACUAUGUUAUGAGGAAUAAACCUAAAACUACAGAGAUCGCGAUUAACUGGGAUGCUAAGGGCGCUGGUACCAACAUGCUUAUGUCCAUUGAAUCGAUGAGAAAGAGAAGUGAAAUAUGGGAUGAGCAUGCUAAGGAAUCUUUCAGAAUUAAAGCCGACGAAUUUGUUUGUUCUAUCGUACCUGAAUCACCAAGUAAAACAGUCGAAUACUCGCCUGGUGGUUUACUAUUUGAAUUAGGAGGAUGCAACUUGCAGAAUCCAACAGCAAUAUCACUUUUGUUGCUUGCAUAUGCUCGCUAUUUGAAUGAAGCAGACGAAUCUGUACGCUGUGGCAAUACAAUUGUUGCUCCGUCGAGAUUGAUUCGCCUUGUUAAGAGCCAGGUGGACUAUAUAUUGGGACACAAUCCGAUGAACAUGUCUUACAUGGUAGGAUAUGGCAAGAAGUAUCCAAAUUUUAUACACCACAGAGGAUCAACAUUGCCGUCAAUGGAUGAACAUCCGGGAAGACUGAAAUGCCAAGAUGGGAGUCCUUAUUUCAAAAGUUCAAAACCCAAUCCUAAUGUGCUGGUAGGAGCUAUAGUUGGAGGACCGGCCUUAAAUGAUUCGUACCCAGACACUCGUUGGUUACCUUAUUAUUCAGAACCAACAACUUAUGUAAAUGCUCCUUUUGUUGGUGUUUUGGCUUACUUUGUGCACCAUCACUGAUAUAAAUAAAUUGGUAACCUAAAAAAUGUUGGUUUAAAUGAAUUCAUAUAUAUAUGUUAUGU